This is a messenger RNA of Scaptodrosophila lebanonensis, 5427 nucleotides long. RefSeq lists its product as uncharacterized. Gene Ontology annotation, molecular function: protein binding; ADP binding. Bases 341 to 4918 code for a protein of 1525 amino acids. NCBI's taxonomy places the organism in Eukaryota, Metazoa, Arthropoda, Insecta, Diptera, Drosophilidae. The transcript is spliced from 12 exons. The record is from RefSeq and is a predicted model, not a curated record.
GCGGUGCGCGAACUGCAUUUGUUAAAUAUAGUUUUUUUCACGCACAAUUAGUGAUAGCAAAGUGCUUUAGCGGAAUAAUUUCAAAAUCUAAAAUGUAUUGCGCAGUAGUCCAAAAAGUCCAUUGUAAAUUUAAGUAGAUUUUCCCGCCAUUUGUGUGAUAUGUUUGUGUGUAUGUGUGCGUGGAUUUAAAAAAUAGGCAACAAAUAAUUUGCAUUUAAUCGUGCUAAAACAGUGCAAUAUUAGACAAUAAAAAAAUAAAAAAAAUUUUAAAUUCGUGCUACAUUGUAAUCGGGUGCUGUUUAUCUUAAUUUAAGCAAAGCGAGCCUCGAUAUUAUUCAAAAUGAGUGGGCAACGUGACUUGUAUUUUACUCUCAAGGAGGUUUUACCUGUUUUCCGCGACCAUUUUUUACAGAACUUUAACUAUGCUGAUGUGAAAGAUCAAUUACACAUAAUUCUAUCAAAACGAGUCAUUGAUACCAUUGCCACUUUUAAUGAAAAAAAGCAAAUUUAUUGUUUUUUGUUUAUACUGAACGACUUGCCCGACCAAAAACUCGCCCUGUUUGUAAAUGAUAUACUCAAGAUUUACCAUGAAUUUUUAAUGGACGCCAUCAAUCAUGAGUGUCGUUAUCCCCAUCAAAAUACCACUGAAUAUAUCCAACAGUUGGACAAGCUGUUUAAUGGAAAUCAGCGUUUCAGCAAAUAUAAUGUGCCACGCCUCAAAAAGUAUUUGGAGUUGGAAAAGGCCCUCUUGAAGCUGAGACCGGCCAAGAAUGUUGUCAUUGAGGGUGUCCUCGGUGCAGGAAAGCAAUGGCUUGCAUUACAUGUGUGCUCCUCUUACGCGGUGCAGAGUAAGAUGGACUUCAAGAUCUUCUGGGUAAACGUGCGUGAGGGGACGAUGCCGGAAAAGCAUCUGGAGUUGUUGCAAUCGCUGCUCCACCAACUCGACAAUCAGCAGAGCCACAUUAGUGAAAUCAGUAGCAGUUUGAGCAUAAUGCAGCGCAUCGAUAAUGUCAAAGCGGAACUACGACGUAAGCUGAUGAGCAAACCCUACAAAAAUUGUUUGCUUGUGCUGCGUAAUGUUCAAACUAUCGAUACCUGGAAGACGUUCAAUUUAGGAUGCAAAAUAUUGCUCACCACACGCUCCAGAACUGUCUGCGACUAUCUCUCGCCCUCUACCACCGUACACAUAGUCCUGCCGGAUGUGCUUACUUUGUUUGAAGUUGAAUCACUGUUUUGUAAGUACAUGAAAUGCGAGCCACAGGAUCUACCCAACGAGCAGCUGACGUCCAUGAACACCCUUAAUCCACGGACACUUUCUAUCAUAGCGGAGACCAUAAGGGACGGCUUGGCCACCUGGGAGAACUGGAAACAUGUCAAGUCGAAUAAAUUGGUCACAAUCAUUGAAAACUCACUACAAGUUUUGGAUUCGGAUACCAGAAAAUUAUUUAACCUUCUACUCAUAUUUCCCCCGUCCGCAAAUAUUCCCAUUAAUUUGCUAAAAGAGAUCUGGUCUGUCAUCGAUCCAUCAAUAGAAAGUGCAAUGGAUAUUGUCGUAAAACUCCAAAAGUAUUCGUUGGUGGAGCUGCAGGAUAAUCAUGAAACCGUAUUACUGCCGAACAUAUACCUGGAGCUACCACUUCAGGUGCCGAAUGAAUCCACUUACCACUGCAAGAUUGUGAAGUAUUACAACAUUCGUUCAGUUUUCAAUCAGUGCAAUGAUACGACGCUUUCUUCUCUGGACUGCUACUUUUAUAGUCACAUUGGGCAUCAUUUAAGCAAGCUGCUCAAUCACACUGAACGUGUAGAGCUAUUCCGUAUGGUAUUUUUAGAUUUUCGUUUCUUAGAUGUAAAGAUACGCCAAGACACGACGCCAUGGCAUGCAAGUGGAUCGAUUUUGAAUACGUUGCAACAAUUGAAGUUCUAUAGGAACUACAUUAUCGAUAGUGAACAGCGAUAUUUGAGGUUGUUAAAUGCCUUGCUGGAUUUUUUACCAAAGGUCGAGGAGAAGCUUAUAGGGUGUCGAUACACAUGUUUAUUGCGUGUUGCUUUGAUGGCAGAAGAUGGUGCUGUCUAUGAGGAGGCGUGUCGACAAGUGCAACGAUUUCCGAAUCAUGUGUGGUUUACCGAACAUGGUAGUUUCCACCAACAUCGGCAGGUGAUUAAUCUGGGCAAACACAAAUCGCGGCAUGCAAAUUAUCUUGAUGAGCAUUUUUGCUUAAUGGCACUGGACAAUAAUAAUUUGCUACUCACGGACGUCUCUUUGGAGGCCGGAACUACAUACGUACUGUGCGACGAGAACGACCAAAGCGGAAUCAAGGAACUGCGUGUGUUCAAUAAACAACAAUAUCUGCUUACACUACACGAAAAUGGAAACUUAAAGUUGUGGUCGCUCUGGCCAGAUACUGGGGGUCGACCAUUGCUUCGUCGGCGAAGCAGUGGCAGUCGCCAGCGUGUGCAUCCCCAAUGGGUGCAUGUUCCAAAAGACGCGCCAAAGCGAUCCCACAAGCCGGUGCAGCAAGAUGUUUCAGCCUUUUUUUUGGACGAGCUGGCGCAUGGUGAGGAAUCGAACAUUCAAUUGCAUGUGGCAUACAUCGACGGCAACAUCAGUAUCUUUAACUGGAAACAUGCUGACCAAGAAUUCAAGAGAUCCUCGACACCAAUGCUCCGCACGAAACAAUUGAAGAUACGUUGCUUUGCUUAUAUCCUAAGCAAAUGUUAUGUGGUGUCUGCAGGGAAUGGUGUGCUAAGUGUCUGGAAUUUAAAAAACAGUUCUCGGGAGGAACUGUGUCUGAAUAACUACAAUCCUGAAAAAGACCCAGCACGCCAAAUGGAUAUUUAUCUGGAGCAACUGGUAGGCGGUCAAUACUGGACUACCCUGUUACUUAUUUGUGAAAUAAACAUGUGGCGCAUAAGGAUCGAGAACAACAUUUGUGUAUGCCUCGAUAAUCUAAAUUUGGAGCUGCUAUAUAGACGCGACGCAGGUGCCUGUAACAUCACAUGUGCCAAGCUCUCGCUAGAUGGUCACUAUUUGAUUUUGGGCACCAAAAGUGAGGGUCUUAUCGUAUACGAUCUAAAGUUGUCGGAGCCAGUGCUGCGCAGCAAUGUCAGCGAACACGUUACCUGUGUGGAUAUCUACAAACUGAGUGAAGAUUUUUACAAAUACAUUGUGCUGUGCGGCGCUGAGGGCAAAAAUAUCCUGUAUUUACACAUACUGUGCGAGAAUGAUUUCAACAAUAAGAGUCAAACAGCUCUGAAAUGGGUGCAUAACGUAGAUGAUGCUUUUGCACAACAAGCUGAACGAGCGUGCCUUGAACCAAAUGUUUAUCUACGCCCUCUCAUGUGCAUGGCGGGCACUCAACUCUUUGCUGUCGAUUCCAAGCAGCGCAUCCAUCAAAUACAAACAGAAAUUGGAAAACAUGCCAACAGAAGACCCAGCUGUUCUUACUGGUCCACAAUUACACCAACACAUGCGUCCAAUCAGCGAAAGGUGACAGCAAUUUGUGCCUCCGAUAAUGAGCUGAUAUAUGCCGGCUACGAUAAUGGCAUCAUCAUGGACGUCAACAAUGACGCUGAACUGAAACAGGAAUUCAUUACUGAAAGCAUCGACUAUUUAAAGCAGUUGAAUUCUAACAUAUUGAUCGCAUCGGCAGGCUGCAAGACAAUCAUAUUUCGAUGGAGUGAAGAGCGCAGAAGAUCUGUAACGGGUAUUGAUGCUUCAGAUGCGGCAGUCGUUCCGAAACUACGAAAUUCGGCAGCCGACCCAGUCACGGCGCUUCUAAAAUCUAAAACCAUGUACGCGUGUAUAUUUGAGAAGUAUUAUUUGAUACUCUUCUGCCAAUUCGGAGUUUAUUAUGUGAAUCUGGCUCAGGAAGAAGACAUCCAUUAUAUUUCUAUAAUAGAAAUGGCCAUAACUGGAUUCGAUCUGCAAAGUUCCCGCCUCUUUGUUGCCUCUGAGGAGAAUGACAUUCAGAUCUUCCAAUUGAGUGUCGGUGUUGACCGCAUUCAUCAGAAAGAGCUGUGCUCGGAGAAAAUUAAACCGCAGCAUCGUAAUCAGAUCAUUUGCUAUCUGAUUGCCUCUAAUGAUGGGACUAUUUUUGCACUUGGAUAUAGGAGCGGCGAAAUCGAGCUCUAUUCGUACGAUUCCAAUCACAUAAAACUAGUCUAUAGAGUCACGGAGCAUGUACACGAGCAGCGGAUUCGACAACUUCGAUUCUCACCCUGCAAACAGGUGCUAAUUAGUAGCUGUGCUGAAAAACUGUGCUUCUGGAGCGUAACUCAUAUGCGGAACAAUCAACUGGAGGCGAAGACUCCGCAACGUAGCAGCGGGCGUUUCGGAACGCGCCAUCAUGUCCAGGAAUGCGAAGAGGUCGAUGCAAUGCCCUAUGCGGCUUGUAGACAGUCCGGUUUAUCAUCGCAGAAAUCUGUUGCAGCGCAGAAAGCGACUCCUGAACCACAUCAGCAAUGGCGAGAACAAGCUCAGGCUGAAGUAGCCGAAUUGGCAGUAGCAGCGACCGCGAAUCUUUGGAGGGAGAAGCGUGGCAAUGCAUCGAUCCCUGAACUCCUGGCCUGUAUCAAGUUUGUGGGCAAUAAGGAGAACCAAUUCUUUGCCAAUAAAAACUUUACACAAUUCUUUGCCAUCGAUGACGCUGGGGUGUACUAUCAUCUGCGAUUGCUGCAGUCAGCUCACGAAAUCUCCCUAGAGUCCCACCAUCAACGGGAGCCCAUCCGUCAAGUAGAUGAUCUGGAUUAUGAGAAUAUUGCAGACCGCAGAUUAUUGGCAUCCGUUGACCACCAAAAUGAGGACGUUUCUGGUAAUGCUGCGAACGAUAGCGGAGUCGAUGUUGUCGGCAAUGAAGGUGAUCACACUGCCAUCAGCGUUAAUAAAGAGAGAGCAGAAAACUCUGCCCCUAGUAUUUGACGCCAGAUAUACGCCACUUGUAGGCGUACAAAUGUGGACAACCGAUCACCUCAAAUUGCAUUUAUAGGUCUAGUUCUUUAUUACCUAAUGGUAUUGGGCUUCAACUACCUCAAUUCGUACGAAAUAUAGCGAAGCGUUGAAUUCCAUUAAUUUAAGACCACCACCAAACUCUCUUUCCUGCCAAACCUAACCUCUUAAGUGUAGAUAGACUAGAUUACUCAGUCCAAAAAAUCCUGCUAAGUUUAGAGCAAAAGUCCAUGAGUUAAACAGGCAUAUUAGUAAGGAGUGCCAAUGAGAUUAAUUGAUCAAAACUCAUAGAAUUGUAUUAUAUCAUAUACUCUUUUAUUGUAUUCUUGAAUCGUGCCAGACAAGUUUGAUUAAGUUGGUGGUUUUUUGAAGUUUGUUAUCCAGUCGAAAUUCUAAUAUUAACUUUAUCAAGCAGAUAUGAAUCCAUAUAUUUUUGUACACAAAAAAAAGUUAAAUUGUUUCUACAAUUGCAUAUUUUUAUG